AUAACUUGCAGUUAUGUCAUGGGUAUUGGCGAAGCCGAGGCGUUUUCCGAGCGAUUGAAGCGAGAGCUUCAAGCAUUAGAAGCCGCGAAUGUACAUGCAAUUUUGGAGAAUGAGCCUUUGAUACAAGAGGUGUUACAGGGGCUUGAGUCAGCAACAAACUGCGUUGAGGAUAUGGACGAGUGGUUAUGUAUUUUCAAUGUAAAACUACGGCACAUGCGAGAGGACAUUGAGUCGAUUGAAACCCGGAAUAACAAACUGGAAAUGCAGUCGGUAAACAACAAAUCGCUAAUUGAGGAACUUGAUAAGCUUCUUGAAAGACUGCAUAUACCAUCAGAGUACGUAUCGUGUCUGGCUGGGGGGUCAUUUGACGAGACAAGAAUGCAUGAAAAUAUAGAUGCGUGCGAAUGGCUAGCCGAUGCUUUACGGAGCCUUGAAGUACCCAAUUUGGAUCGAACCUAUGCAAAGAUGAGAUCUGUUAGAGAGAAGCGCACAGAACUUGAUAAGUUGAAGACCACGUUUGUUAGAAGAGCAUCCGAGUUUAUGAGGAAUUAUUUUGCUAGUUUGGUGGAUUUCAUGAUAAGUGAUAAGAACUAUUUCUCGCAGCGUGGACAACUAAAGAGGCCCGAUCAUGCGGACCUGCGGUACAAAUGUAGGACAUACGCUCGCCUUUUGCAACACAUGAAGAGUCUCGAUAAGAAUUGCUUAGGACCUUUAAGGAAAGCUUACUGCGGCUCUCUCAAUUUGCUUUUACGACGAGAGGCUCGUGAGUUUGCAAAUGAGCUUCGUGCUAGUACAAAAGCACCAAAGAUUCCAACUGUGUGGUUCGAUGGUUCUGCAGCCUCUAAUCAAAGUGCAAAUAGUGCAGUAGACACAUCUACGGUUUCCGAGGCAUACUCCAAAAUGCUCACGGUUUUCAUUCCGCUCCUUGUGGAUGAGAGUUCCUUCUUUGCGAACUUCAUGUGCUUUGAAGUACCAUUAGGCGGAAGCUCUAAUGAUGAUUCGGGUACCACGGACAUCGAUGACAAUGACAAAGCUGCAGGUAAAAAAACUGCGGAUCUGGAGGCCUUAAACGUGUCGCUUUGUGAUUUGCUCGAUGGAAUACAAGAAGAUUUCUAUGCUGUGGUGGAUUGGGCGUGUAAGAUUGAUCCACUGCGUUGUAUAUCAAUGCAUGGAAUUACUGAACGCUAUAUUUCCGGUCAGAAAGCUGAUGCUGCAGGGUUUGUCCGUAUUUUACUUGAUGACAUUGAGAACAGAAUUUCGAAUCAGUUUAGUCGUUUUGUUGAUGAAGCUUGCCACCAGAUCGAAAGAAAUGAGAGAAAUGUUCGGCAGGUGGGAGUCUUGUCAUAUAUACCCAGGUUUGCUAUUCUUGCAACACGUAUGGAGCAGUACAUUCAGGGACAGUCGAGGGAUUUGGUUGAUCAGGCUUACACAAAAUUUGUCACCAUAAUGUUUGUGACGUUGGACAAAAUCGCUCAAGCAGACACAAAAUAUGCAGAUGUUUUGCUCUUAGAAAAUUAUGCAGCUUUUCAGAACAGUCUAUAUGAACUGGCUAACGUUGUAGCCACUUUGGCAAAAUUUUACCACCAAGCGAGUGAAUCUUACGAACAAUCUUGCACGCGCUUUAUAAGCACAAUCAUAUACUAUCAAUUUGAACGACUAUUCCAGUUUGCUCGCAGAAUAGAGGAUUUAAUGUGCACAAUCACACCCGAAGAGAUACCGUUCCAGCUUGGAUUGUCGAAAGUUGAUCUACGAAAGGUCGUCAAAUCAAGUUUAUCUGGGGUUGAUAAGUCCAUCACUACAAUGUAUAAGAAGUUGCAGAAGAAUUUGACCUCCGAGGAACUGUUGCCUUCAUUAUGGGACAAGUGCAAGAAAGAGUUCCUCGACAAGUACGACAGCUUCGCGCAACUAGUAGCUAAAAUAUAUCCAGGCGAGAAUAUACCAGAUGUCUCACAAAUGAGAGAUUUAUUGGCUUCCAUGUAGAUCGAGGAAAAAAAUGUAGUUCUUUUUUUCUUUUUC
This is a messenger RNA of Erythranthe guttata (spotted monkey flower), 2016 nucleotides long. The record is from RefSeq and is a predicted model, not a curated record. NCBI's taxonomy places the organism in Eukaryota, Viridiplantae, Streptophyta, Magnoliopsida, Lamiales, Phrymaceae.